UCUAUCCCUCGUUCUUUCUCUCUCUCUCUCUCUCUAGCCAGCUUUGGUUAGACAACAUAGUUCUGACCAACAUGGUGCAAUCAAGGAAAUUCAGAGGUGUGAGGCAACGCCAUUGGGGCUCUUGGGUUUCUGAGAUUCGUCACCCAUUAUUGAAAAGGAGGGUGUGGCUUGGGACAUUCGAGACAGCUGAGGAAGCAGCAAGAGCAUAUGAUGAGGCAGCCAUUUUGAUGAGUGGAAGAAAUGCAAAAACAAACUUCCCAGUUGGUGAAAACCAAAUAGUGGGAAAUCACAGUUCAAACACUUCCUCUUCCUCCACUACAACAUUGUCUGCAGUUCUGAGUGCGAAGCUGAGAAAGUGUUGCAAGUCCCCUUCACCUUCCCUCACUUGCCUGAGGCUUGACACUGAGAAUUCCCACAUUGGUGUGUGGCAGAAGCGAGCGGGGCCUCGUUCCGACUCAAACUGGAUCAUGAUGGUUGAGUUGGAAAAUAAGAACAACGACAACGAGGGUGAUCAUCAUCAGGGUCCUUCUUCUUCUGAUGAUUCAGAAUUUCCUGUUGUUGUUGUUGAUGUUGAUGCCCAAGAGAAGGUAAAGCCUGAAGAAGAAAGCACUGGCUUAGAUGAGGAACAGAAAAUGGCCCUACAGAUGAUAGAGGAACUUCUCAAUAGGAAUUGAAUUGGAUUAGCCCUAUCAUCCCAACAUGCUUUUACUUUCACGUGGUGCAUGCAAGGAGUUUCAAGUUCAAGUUCUCCCUCUCUAGCACUUCGUUUUAUUUCUUUGUUUGUCCAAAAUAGGAUAGGAGAGUGGGAGUGAGAGUGCUACUAUAUUAUUAUUCAUUUCGUGAGGAAUGAGGAUGUUUAGUGUCUGUGGCUGUGAAUGUUUCCCCCUCUGUGUGUAACUACCUACCUACAUUCACUAUAUAUGUGGUUAAACUUCAUUUCUUCUGUAAAAAACUAUUCCUUGA
Glycine soja is the source of this 963-nucleotide messenger RNA. Its product is annotated as ethylene-responsive transcription factor WIN1-like. Gene Ontology annotation, molecular function: DNA-binding transcription factor activity; DNA binding. The transcript has 2 exons. The record is from RefSeq and is a predicted model, not a curated record. NCBI's taxonomy places the organism in Eukaryota, Viridiplantae, Streptophyta, Magnoliopsida, Fabales, Fabaceae. Gene Ontology annotation, biological process: regulation of DNA-templated transcription. Bases 72 to 674 code for a protein of 200 amino acids.